AUGGGUUUCUCUCUGUUACCAAAAGCAACUUCUUGCAUUUUGUUUUUGGUUCUGCUAUCUUCUACUUGCUUCACUUCAACAGAUGCUUAUGAUCCGCUUGACCCCAAUGGGAAUAUCACAAUCAAAUGGGAUGUUGUAUCCUGGACCCCUGAUGGAUAUAUAGCUGUUGUUACAAUGAACAACUUCCAAAGAUAUCGUCAUAUUACUUCACCUGGCUGGUCACUAGAAUGGACAUGGGCAAAAAAGGAGAUAAUAUGGAGCAUGAUGGGAGGGCAGACCACCGAACAAGGGGAUUGUUCAAAAUUUAAGGGAGGUAUUCCACAUUCUUGUAAGAAAACUCCAACAGUUGUAGAUUUGCUUCCUGGAACACCUUACAAUCAGCAAAUUGCAAAUUGUUGCAAAGGUGGGGUGCUCAGUUCAUGGGUGCAGGAUCCGAACAAUGCAGUUGCAUCAUUUCAAGUUAGUGUUGGUGGAGCUGGAACCACAAACAGAACCGUCCAAGUCCCAACAAAUUUCACCUUGAAAGCACCAGGGCCAGGUUAUACUUGUGGACGAGCUAAGAUUAUCAGACCCACAAUAUUCAUGAGUCUAGACAAAAGGAGAGUGACCCAAGCACUGAUGACAUGGCAGGUGGUAUGCACAUACUCUCAAUUUCUAGCUCAGAAAUAUCCCACUUGCUGCCUCUCACUUUCAUCUUUCCAUAAUAAUACUAUUGUGCCUUGCCCAACAUGUUCAUGUGGCUGCCAAAGUAGUUCAUCUCAGUCAGGGCACUGUGCAAAGCCAGGUACACUAAAUUUGGCCUCAGUUGUUUCUGGCUUUGGGAAGAACAAAGUUUCGCCUACGAUUCAAUGUACUAAUCACAUGUGUCCAAUUCGAGUCCACUGGCAUGUUAAGCUUGACUCCGAAAAGUAUUGGCAUGUGAAGGUUACUAUUACUAAUUUUAAUUCCAGGAUGAAUUAUUCUGACUGGAACCUAGGUAUUCAACACCCGAACUUUGACCAUCGGACCCAAGUGUUCGGUUUCAGCUACAAGCUAAUGACUCCUUAUGAUUCAAUAAAUGAUACAGCACUGUUGUGGGGAAUGAAGUCCCAACAUGAUCAUUUUCUCAACCUAGCUGGUCCUAAUGGCAAGGUUCAAGGAGAUAUACUCUUCCGAAAGGAUAAAGCAACUUUUAGCUUUGAUAAGGGUUGGGCUUUUCCUCGAAGGAUCUUCUUCAAUGGUGACAUGUGUGUGAUGCCACCACCUAGUGCUUAUCAUUUAUAG
Molecule: messenger RNA, 1263 nt
Organism: Sphenostylis stenocarpa
Lineage: Eukaryota; Viridiplantae; Streptophyta; Magnoliopsida; Fabales; Fabaceae
Source: the annotation of a GenBank genome assembly